AUGACGACAUAUAUAAACUGGUAUUCUGAUAUUGAUUUGGUAUAUUGUGAAUUUAACAUUUUCAAGAGUGUUAAGAAUGUUAAUAGAUCAUGGAUACCAAUGAGAUUAAUUAAUAUUCUUUGGUUAUUUGUGUGUCCUUUUUUAUUUCUAAUUGCUUAUUCAAUAUAUUAUAUAAAUGAAGGUGCAAGUAAUUUAAAUAUCGAUCGAGAUAAUUUCUUGAACGUUAUAUUUGUUAAAAAAGGUUGGUUCUGGACUACAAUUGUAGUUUGGUAUUCAUUGUUUAUGACAAAUGUAAAUUUAAUUAAUAAAAAAUUCAUCAAGAGAUAUUUUGCGCUAACUUUUUGGUGGUAUGUCUUUACACAAGGGAUAUCAUUUUUAAAUAUACCUCCUGUAAUGGAUAUAUGGUUCGUAUACACUGGUGGGGUCUGUAGUUUUGAUGUUUUUGAUGAUCUUGGUGGUGCUAAUAUUACAUUCCAAGAUACUUCUUCAAGACGUGUAAAAGCAAUUAAAAAGCUAUAUAGUAUUUUGUUGAAGAAUACAGAUGGCGUUGCGACUCAGGGACAUAUACAACGUUUAAAAUGUGCUCUUGAUAAUAAGAGUAAUUGUAAUUCAGUUUCUUCUCCUCCAAAUAUAAAUGCUGACAUUAAAAAUACGGUUUUCAAACUUGAUCCGUUAGUUGAUAUGGUCUCUUCAAAUUGUAGAGCCCAUGGUGGCCAUUGGGUUGGCGGGCACGAUCCCUCAGGUCAUAUGUUCAUAUUAACCCUUAUGAUAAUGCUAAUAUCUUCUGAAAUACCAAGAAUUAUAAAAUUUAAAUAUUUAAGAUCUAACGGUAGAAUAGAAGAUGAAUCUAAAAAAGAAAGUUCGUUUAAAAGAAUUUGUAUAUCAAUAACUAAAUUAUUUGACAAUGGUGCUAUUUGGAAUAUAAUAAAUAAUAAUCCAACUACAGUAUCAGAAUACAUCUAUCAGGUGCUCAUCUUGCCACCAUUAACUUUUGCAUCAAGCAUAAUUAAAAUACUAUUUUUGAUAACAAAAUCUAUCCUAAUUGAAAAUCCUGUGAUACUUUUGACUUCAUUACUUUUAUUGUGGGCUUAUAGUUUCUUAGUUACAAUUAUUGUUUUCCAUACAAUAUCUGAACAAAUAACCGGAUUUCUUUCAGCAUAUAUAAUGGCCGUGAUCAUUUAUAAAUUUUUAUAA
Molecule: messenger RNA, 1194 nt
Organism: Vanderwaltozyma polyspora DSM 70294
Lineage: Eukaryota; Fungi; Ascomycota; Saccharomycetes; Saccharomycetales; Saccharomycetaceae
Gene: SCS3
Product: Scs3p
Exons: 1
Coding region: 1-1194 (397 amino acids)
Biological process (GO): lipid storage; phospholipid biosynthetic process; lipid droplet organization
Cellular component (GO): endoplasmic reticulum membrane
Source: RefSeq, a predicted model, not a curated record